GCGGCUCUCCUCCGGAGCCACGUCGCUCUAGAGCACCCGGAGGAGGAGCGGCGGCGCGGCGGCGGCGGCCCUGGCGAGGCGGGGAGAGCCGGCGCAGGCCGCCCAGCCAUGAACGCCAGCCGCACCGAGAGCGACUGGCAGGGACUGGUGAGCGAGUAUCUGGUGUGUAAAAGGAAGCUAGAGAGUAAGAAGGAAGCCUUGCUUAUUCUGUCGAAGGAACUUGAUUCGUGUCAACAGGAAAGAGACCAGUUCAAGCUUAUGGCUAAUCAACUACGGGAAAAGCACCAAUCUCUGAAAAAGAAAUACCAAGAACUAAUUGAUGGGGAUCCCUCUCUUCCUCCUGAAAAAAGAAAACAGGCAAAUCUCGCCCAGCUUCUGAGUGAUUCUCGGGAUCGAAAUAAACAUUUAGGGGAAGAAAUCAAAGAGCUGCAUCAAAGGCUGGGAGAAGUGCAGGGGGACAACAAGCUCCUUAGGAUGACAAUUGCCAAGCAAAGACUUGGGGACGAAGAGGUUGGGGCACGUCAUUUUGCACCACACGAACGUGAAGAUCUUGUGCAGCAGCUGGAGAAAGCACGAGAACAAAUUGAGACUCUACAGCUUGAUCUUCAAGCAGCAUUGGAUGAGCUCCAAGAUGUGAAGGAAGAACGUUCGUUUUACCAAGAUAAGUCUGACAAACUGAACCAAGAGCUGAACCAUGUCCUCGGGGGACAUGUUGACCGCAUUAUUGAUAUCGAUGCUCUCUGUAUGGAGAAUAGAUACCUUCAUGAGCGACUAAAGCAAAUUCAAGAAGAGGUUAAUAUUCUGAAAUCGAAUAUUGUGAAAUACAAGAAUGCUCUAGAAAGAAGGAAAAAUUCCAAGAGUCAUAACAAAUCAAACAGCAGCGCUCUGACUGGGAUUCUUUCUGCAAAACAAGUCCAAGAACUGUUAUCUGAAGACCAUGGCUGCAGUUUACCAGCAACACCUCAGUCCAUCUCUGAUCUUAAAUCUUUGGCUACUGCUUUAUUGGAGACAAUCCAUGAGAAGAAUAUGGUCGUUCAGCACCAACGGCAAACCAACAAAAUCCUAGGCAACCGGGUGGCAGAGUUGGAGAAAAAAUUAAGAACUUUAGAAGUCUCUGGUUUAUGGAGUCUCCCAGGUGGCAAGGAUACUAUAAUGUUUAGUGAACCAGCUCUUCCUGUUAUCCAGAGGUCACGAUCACCGUUACUCACAUUCAUUGAUAAGCCACAACAGAAUCCAGAAGAAGAUCAAACAAGGAACCUGCCGAUCACGUGCACUGCUGAAACAGAGUGGACCCUUCCAGAGGAAAAAGCUGUCAUGUCAGAUGAGUCCCAAAGAAACCAAAACAGCGGUCCUCAAACCAAUAAUUUUCAUUCAUCAUUGUCCCAGUUUCUUUCUGAAGAAGAUGAUCUAAGUGGCCUUGAGAAUGACAACAUUAAGCUGACUGAAGUUCAGUCAACUGUGGAACUGGAGGACAGAGGAACAGAAUGUCUGACAGACAGACAGGUUGGAAGUCCUGCAGAACUCAACAGUUUCACUGAAGGUGACUCCCCCUUGCCCAGACCUCCUCACUUGGAUUCCAGAGAAGCAUCCAAGCUAGAGAAGAAACAUCUGUGUGAAAAUCAGACUGUGGAAGAACUGACAGGCACCCAGGAAAAUGAUGUAGCAAGUGUAGGUGAAAACAACAAAAAUCCUAACAUAUUACCAUACUGAACAUUAAAGAUGCUGCUAAAUUAACUCUUUCAUCUCCAGGCUUGAGUUACAUUCCUAAUGAUGCACCUGAAGCGACAAAGGUGGGAGAUAUUUCUCCUCAUCAGGACUCUUGCUGAAAAUUUGACCAUGUUCUCAUGUUCUCCAUCUUGAAGUGUCUCCUCCCUGCCCUUUUGUUUCUCAGUUGCAAAUAUUGUUUCUCCAACCUACAUAGUAUACAAAACAAAUAAAUACAUAAAUACAUACCUAAAAUCCUCCUGUAAAUAUCAAUAAAGAAAUGCAAUUGCAGUGAUUAAUUCCUAGAUUCUGGCCUCUUCCCUUUGCUAUGAUUAACAUUACCAGAUGGACUGACACAACAGAUAAUAAUGGGACUUGAUGUCCCUUCAUUAUGUUUGAUUCUGUAAUUUCUUUCUCUCUCUCCAUAGAAUGUAUAUUUUUGGCACGGUGCCUGCUUGAAUGUAUCUUAAGAGACUGAAAUGUCAGGAGAGGUGGAUGGAUGUUGGGCUUGCUUAAACUGACAGAAUCAGAAACAAUAAAAUACAAAGGCAUCUGUGAGCUAAUUUCCCCCUUUUAUCUCCCUAGUACAAAUGAGUUAAUACUCAACAGCAAAUUGUUGCUAUUAUAAUUAAUUGCUCUACAUACAUGGUACCUGACCUUAUGUUAAAAGAUGUAUUGCCUCCCAGAUGCCAUAAACGAGGUUUAUGCCCCUUUAGGAGCUGCAGACCUGGGGGUGAUGCUAAAGGAGCUGUUCCAGUUCUUUCAAUUAUAUGUGAGGUAACAUCAGCUGAACUUCUGUUCUCCCCAACUCCUGUGUGCCCCACAUCUAGACCACAUCUUAGUUUGUCAUAAAUUGCUCUGUCCAGCUCUCUUUUCCCUCCCCACUUCUUCUACUUCCAUAUUCAAGGCAACUUUUGCCUUUUAGGGGGAGAUGGGCAGUGAUAGAAAUGUGAAUAACAAAUAAAUAAAUAAACUUUUGCUUUGGCAGGCUCAAAUCUUGAUUUUCUGUAGUUCUUUGAUUAUGUUUGGGUGAUAUCAUUGAGAGUUCCCAUCAGUGAGAAGUGAACAUUGAUCCUUCCAUGAUGGAAUAGAGGGUCUUCUGCAGUUAGGGAGGGAAAUCAAAAGAAGAAAGAGGGUGGCUAUAACUGUGGGAUAGAAACCCUGCCCCUUUUCUGUGGGAUGCAGCUGCCAUCUUGGCUUUGUUGAAACCCUCCUGCCCCCGCUGCAGUCACCCCUGCUGGAGUACCUUCUCAGGCUAAUGAAAGGAGAUUUAGGAGCUGGAUGUCCUUCUCCUUUCUACUGAAAUUGAUGUCUAUGUUCAGG
Messenger RNA from Candoia aspera, 3027 nucleotides. RefSeq names its product coiled-coil domain containing 149 (gene CCDC149). Bases 109 to 1710 code for a protein of 533 amino acids. The record is from RefSeq and is a predicted model, not a curated record. Lineage: Eukaryota; Metazoa; Chordata; Lepidosauria; Squamata; Candoiidae. The transcript has 12 exons.